GGCAAGGCUGGGUGAGCGUUCGGGCCGGCGGGGGCGCUGACCAGGAGCUGGAAGCGGCCGCCACGCGGGCGUGAGUGGCUGGCCGAGGCGGAGGCGCGGGGAGGCGGCGUAGGUCGCGUGGGGCGGCCCUCCUCGCUCAGCAUUAUGGAUCCAAGCCUUUUGAGAGAAAGGGAGCUGUUCAAAAAACGAGCUCUUUCCACUCCUGUAGUAGAAAAACGUUCAGUACCUUCUGAGUCAUCAACUUCAUCAUCAUCGAAGAAGAAGAAGGCAAAACUAGAACAUGGAGGGUCAUCAGGCUCUAAACAAAAUUCAGUUCUGGAGGCCGGGAAAUUCAAGAUCAAGGUGCUGGCAGAUUCCAUGUCUGAUCAUAGCAAUGGAUCAUUUAACUUGAAAGCUCUUUCAGGAAGCUCUGGAUAUAAGUUUGGCGUUCUUGCUAAGAUAGUGAAUUAUAUGAAAACGCGUCAUCAGCGAGGAGAUACACAUCCUCUAACUUUAGAAGAAAUUUUGGAUGAAACACAACAUUUAGAUAUUGGACUCAAGCAGAAACAAUGGCUAAUGUCUGAGGCAUUAGUCAAUAAUCCCAAAAUUGAAGUAAUAGAUGGGAAGUAUGCCUUCAAGCCCAAGUACAACUUAAAAGAUAAGAAGGCUCUGCUUAGGCUCUUAGAUAAGCAUGACCAGCGAGGCUUAGGAGGAAUUCUUCUAGAAGACAUAGAGGAAGGACUGCCCAAUUCCCAGAAAGCUGUCAAGGCCUUAGGGGACCAGAUAUUAUUUGUAAAUCGUCCUGAUAAGAAGAAAAUUCUUUUCUUCAAUGAUAAAAGCUGUCAGUUUUCUGUGGACGAAGAGUUUCAGAAACUGUGGAGGAGUGUCACUGUGGAUUCAAUGGAUGAGGAGAAAAUUGAAGAAUAUCUGAAGCGACAGGGUAUUUCUUCCAUGCAGGAAUCCGGACCAAAGAAAGUGGCCCCUAUCCAGAGAAGGAAAAAGCCUGCUUCACAGAAAAAGCGACGAUUUAAGACUCAUAACGAACACAUGGCUGGAGUUCUGAAGGACUACUCUGACAUUGCUCCUGGCAAAUAGUGAACGGUUUUGUAGGCAUGACUCUGGGCCAGCUGGUUUCCAGGAGGUCCUGGUGCCGUGGAAGGAAGCCCAGUGGCCCCUUUCGCCACUAGUUCUCAUAUCAGCCCGGUCAGCCCUGCUCCCCUCGCAGACAGGCUGUUUGUGGGUGCGGCUCUGUGCACAGGCAUGCACAUGUAUGCACAAACCCUCUGAGUGCCCCUGCAGGUCUCAGGUCCUCCUGCUCAGGAAGCUGGCUUUCCAGGAGACCCCGUGGCACUCUGGGUCCAACUGACACCCCCCUCUGGGAUUCUGGGUCAGGUUGAAGAACAUGUCAGAAUUAAGAAAUGUUUUCCCCAGAAUUUCACUAUAAAAAUAAACAAUGAGUUGAUGUGAUUCUAGUUUCCUAGUAAAAGGUUUAUUUCAGGACAGGAAAAAGUCAUCCCUGCAAACCAAACUUAUCAGCUUACCCAUCUUCGCUCACCCUUUCCAAACUUGCCAAGAGCACUGGAGGGAGGAGGGAAGGAGGGAGCACCCCCAAGCAGCAGCAGCGGACCUGGGGGUCCUCCAUGGCCGCCUGACCGAGGCUGCAUUGGUAGGAUGCCUGCCUUUAAGAAAGGCUGAAGGUUCCUCUCAGUAUGACUUAGGACUGUUAGGAGUCACCCAGCUGCUCUGUCCAGUUAUUACAUCAACACGUGUCCACUGCCUGUGCUCAGCUGGUGGGCAGAAAGGAUGCACAGGCAGAUUCUGCUGCACAGAGAUCCUGGGAGGUGACCCUGGAGGGAAGCCUGAGUGUGCUCAUGUUUGCCUUAUGGUGAGCACAGGGGCCACUGGAAUGCCCACUGCCAGCCCCUGGGACAGACGGAGGAAGUGUGUGUCGGGGCAGAAGCUCCCGUGGGUGGCCCUGACCGUGACUGUUCUCCAGCAGCUGCUCUGGGACUCAAUGCCAGGACGUAACACAUGGCUGCCCCCUUUGAACUUUCUCCAGGGACCAGGCCGGCACCUCUCUGGUGCAUAUCACACAUGCUCGGGAGUCUCCCAGAUCCCCCAGCCAGACUCACAGGAAACAGAUCGUGGGUGGAAGUUGCGGGACCCAGCUCUGACCGCAUUAGGCGGUCCCAACAGUCUUGCAGGGAGAUGAGCUCAGUAAGUGCCCGUGUGGUUAGCAGACGCCGUGGAGGACUGGGCAGUGGCUGGAAGGGGCACCCACCACAGGAACUAGUGAGGACGGGUUCUCAGGCCUGCUCGUACUUUAUAGCUCACAAGGGGCUGAUGAGCAGGCAGGGAGGGGUGAGCUGCACAGGCUGCCUGGGCCUUCCCAGUUCUCACCUCAGCCUGCUGUAUCUCAAGCUGUUUACUUUGGUUUAGCUAAGGGGAGGCCAGAAGAAGAGGAUAGUGAGGUGAAAUCAUUCUCUAAACUCGAAUACCGUGAGGUCUGUUCUGAGCACGGAGCCCAUGUAAAUCUGGGGAAACUGGGUCUCAGUGCGAAGGGUGUCAGGCUGACCCUGACUCCUCUGCCCCCUGUGAAAUGAAGUGCCUGCCAGCCCAUAGCAUCUACCCUCUUACUUGCUGUGCUCUUUUCCCCUUGGCACCUCUCACCACCUACCGGUGUUUAGUAUGUUACUACCCGUCUCCUCCAUGAAGGCAAGGGUUUUGUCUGUGUCUGUUCACUAUCCUCAGCACCCAGAACAGCCCCUUACACGCUACAGGUGUUCACUGGAGAUUUACCGUGUUAAUGAACUGAAGUGUGCUGUGGAGACCUUGGCUAAUAGGAAGGGGAAUGGCCAAUCGGUGAUGAAGUGCCGCUUUGGUUUCUGGGCACACUGCAUCGAGAGAGCAUGGUGCCCGGGGCCCUUCUAGGGAGAGGCAGGGUGACUGUGGAGCCGCAGCAGCUGUCUGGGCCGCGUGAAGACCUAGAACCGUUCCUGCUCUGCUCAGCUCCAAGCUCUGCCUUGACUUCCAGCACCUGGGACUCCCCUGAUGUGGGCUCCAUCCCUGGGCACUCACGUCACAGCCAGAGAUUAAGCCAUCCUGCCCCAAACUAGACAUAAGGAAUAAACACUUCAAAUUCUGGCUUUACUCUUGCCAUGUCCCUCUAAUUUGAUGAGGCUGUAGCUACAUAUGCUUAUAAUUUCUAUGCUGUGGUCUUGGUUCAUGUCCAGGGAAUUUUUCAUGAGUUCUUAAAAAAAACCCCUCCCAGAACCACCCCCAUUCCUAACACUGCUCUCUGUGCCCCCCCCCACCCCCCCAAUUACAUUUGGAUAACCAACAAGGAAAGCUGUGUAACUCUCAUUCCUUGUAAGGAGUGAUUAACAACUGCAGCAUACCUGGGAAAUGGAUCGUUUCCAAUCAGUGUGUAUUCUGGAUUCCCUGCCACAGGCUGGAUCAUUAGCAAAACUCUAGUGCUGGGCAGACAAAGCUUGUACCUGACUAAACACCAUCCAUCAAGGAGGACACUGAACAAAUAGAAAUACCAGUGCCAGCCACGCUCUGACAGCCUUACGUAUGCCACUCGAACGCCCACACCUCACUAGGGAGCGCCCUGAACAAUGUCUCUCCUUUCUCACUAAAACGAGUGUCCACGACUCCUGCCUAUUAGAAUGUAAGCUCCUUUGGGGCAUGGGCCUGGUUUUGCACAUUUUAAUAUCUAGCAUGUAGCAGACACAUAAUAUAUGUUUUUUUUUAAGAAUAGAGAGCUUAUUUCCUUUGAUAGUCACUGGUUUUCCUUUAGAAAUAGCAAGUUAAAGAGGGUCAAUGAAAAAUCCUUGAAGACCUCUGGGCAGAGCAGGCCCAGGACUGCGGAGGGUUUGGAAGGACAACAUCCUGACGCUCUGCAUGUCAGAAGUGACAGCCAGCUUGCACAGAAGGUCUGAUACCAGUUGUCACUCCUGCUCGUCAUCUAUUCUGGUGCCACCAUUCCCUGGGAGAGGAUAGCCCCUCCGGUGAACAGAAGGCCAUGUGGUUGGCACCUACCCUUCGUUUGUCUUUUCUGAGAUACUUGUUUGGCUGUAAAAGGUUUCCAUGAUUUCAUCAGCAUCACUUUUCAAUUCUGAUGUACCUUCCCCAGGAUUACAUAGCCUGGAUAACUAGCUCUCUUAGAAGGAACCUAAGCCAAGAGUCUAGAACAGCGGUUCUUAACCUGUGGGUCGCCUAAGACCAUUGGAAAACACAUAUAUAAUUACAUACUGUUUUUGUGAUUAAUCACUAUGCUUUAAUUAUGUUCAAUUUGUAACAAUGAAAUUGGGGGUCACCACAACAUGAAGAACUGUAUUAAAGGGUCGCGGCAUUAGGAAGGUUGAGAACCACUGCUCUAGAAGGAGCCUGAGGAAAGGAUCCACACUGAACUGAUCUAACCUCAGGUGGGAUGAGAGACUAGUCCCAACCCAACUGCAGUGAGAAAGUACAGUUAUCCAUCCUCCUUCCUAAGCAGCCUCCCUCCUCCACUCUCCAGCCCCCAGAACAAACAAUGCCUCCCUAGGAGAUGCUGCAUCUUUACGCAGACCCUGCAGUGCGUCAUCCGCUGUGCUUCCUAAGGGGGGGCAGCCCCAGCCCCUGGCAGCUGCCGCCACCUCUAGAUUUCUGGCAGAUCGUCAGUGGGGAAGGACAACUUGGACAAUGGAGGUGAGCCCGACACAAAUGAACAGCAGGAUCUCUGGCUGGAACCCAUGCCGCUUUGUAAUAAUCAUGUCUUCCCUUUGGCUACAUACAUGUUUCCAAAAAAAUCCUUCCUCAGGCCCUGUGCCACCACCGUCCUUAGCCAGCCCAACUCGCCAAAUUCAAAGGUACUCUGUCCUUUUACUCACUGUCCUGCUGUAGUGGACACUGCUGACCAAGCAGCUCAGCACUGCCUUGCCAGCUCAGUGCCUCAUCUGCUUCUCUGGCCACUCUUCCCUCGCUGUUCAUCAUCUCCUGACCCCCGACAUCUAGGUGAACCUCCAGGUUCUGUCCCGCUGACCUCUCUCCUAAUGCCAUUACUUUCUCAGCCGUCAGCUUAUCCUGAGGGCCAGAUCUACAUUUCAGCAUACAUGUAUGAGCUCUUUGUGAGCUUCAGAAGUUCAAAUGAUCUCAUCCCAGACAGCUCUACAAAUACUGACCAGCCUCUGGACAUUGAGAGAGAAACACACAGUCACAAAAGAGAGGGGUGCACGUGAGCAGUGCCUUCUGGAACUACACGACGCUACAGUGCUAGACCUAUGUCACCCUGGCAACGGAGGGUCCCACAGGGCCAAACGAUCAAGGCUUUUCUGAAUGAAGAAACAAGGGCUAAGGAUCAUAACUUAAGUUUAAAAAUGAUGGGUGUACGGAUAUGGAACAUGAACUUAGAAAAUCCUGGACCUAACAGACAAUUAAAUACUAGUAUACCUCAAAACUUAAAAGUGGUACUUUCAGGAGGAAAAUGUUUCCCCUAAACAGUGAACUUUUAGAUUUCACAAAAUAGUUCAAUAUUAUAAAGAAUACCUGGGUAUCUACCAGGGACUACUAACUUUAUCUUUCUGAGAAAGGACAAUUAAAAUGCAAUUGCCAUUCACUAACACUGCCAUUUCAUUUAAAACGGGUACUUGAACAUACACCCAUAAGAACCUAAUUUCAGAAUUAGGGACAAAUACCAUCAACUUUUGUCUUGAUCUCCAUCAUAAUAGAGAAGUGAAAACUAGAACAGAUGACCACUGGCCCAAGAGACACACACACACACACACACACACACACACACACACACACACGGGUGGGGAAAAGUAGGUUUAUGGUUGUGAAUCCAUAAAACAGAGUUUACUCUUGUAUUAUUAAUUAUUGGGUUACUUUCCGUAUAACACAUGUAAACCUACUUAUGCCCAGCUGGUAUAUGGGUGCCACUGGUGUAGAUUUUGGUUAGAGGUUAGAGCAGUUUCCCAAAGUGUGUUCUUUGUAAAAAAUUAGUUUCCUAAGAUUCAGUGUAAAAAAAAAAAAAA
Myotis myotis is the source of this 5996-nucleotide messenger RNA. It is a transcript of the gene GTF2E2, whose product is annotated as general transcription factor IIE subunit 2. Gene Ontology annotation, biological process: transcription initiation at RNA polymerase II promoter. Bases 145 to 1074 code for a protein of 309 amino acids. Gene Ontology annotation, cellular component: transcription factor TFIIE complex. The record is from RefSeq and is a predicted model, not a curated record. The transcript has 10 exons. NCBI's taxonomy places the organism in Eukaryota, Metazoa, Chordata, Mammalia, Chiroptera, Vespertilionidae.